AAGAUGAUGUGAUGCUUCUUGUAGUCCUUAGCCAAUAAGAUCAUGAAGUGCAUUGAUAAGAGAACCCCUAGUGGAGAAUCCCAGUAAGGGGUACAAAUAUGUCCAGAUAGGUCUUAUCCAACCACUUUAUGAUACUGCUUCCCAGUCCUUGAUCUGGAACACAUAUAGGAUGUGGUCUGCCAGUCUGUCAGCUAACACUGAAAAACACUGCUCACUGAAAAACAUUGCUCACUGCUCUCAUCUUUCUAAUAAUAGGCCAUAGGUCGAGGUUCAACACCCCCCCCCAUCUCCAUCUACAUACUAAACACCUUUGCUCUCUCACAUGCAUGGUCACGGACACAGGCCCUCCACUAAUGACUCCAGGCCACUGUAUGGCUGCACCACUGGCCAGGCCCCUGCCCAGUCCAGCACUAUCAGGGGGAAGGGGGAGUAAGACAGGCUCAUUAAUACACACCGUAAGUGGUUGUCAGGUGUCCGUGUCACUCCCGGAGAGGGUGUAUAAGAGUUCUGGGUGCCACGGAAGAUACAGAACUUCAACAUUCACCUGGGAGUCACUCCGGAACGAGCCAACGCAUUCGCCUUGUGCUGUACACUGGGAGAUCAGCAAUAGAGAUGACUGGAGCCGCCGUGUCCGUGUGUCUACUUUACGUCCUGUCUGUCUGUUCAGCCUGCUACAUCUCCAACUGUCCCAUCGGGGGCAAGAGGUCCAUAAUGGACGCUCCACAGCGCAAGUGCAUGUCUUGUGGGCCAGGGGAGCAGGGCCGCUGCUUUGGCCCUAGUAUCUGCUGUGGGGAGGAUGUGGGCUGCUGGAUGGGCUCCCCGGAGACGGCACACUGCAUGGAGGAGAACUACCUGCCCACCCCCUGCCAGGUGGGAGGGAGACCCUGUGGAUCUGAUACAGCACGCUGCGCCUCACCGGGAGUCUGCUGUGACUCAGAGGGCUGCAGUGCGGAUCAAUCUUGUUUCGCUGAGGAGGAAGGCGACAAUCAAAUCGGCCAAUCAGAGGGCAGCAACUCUGCAGACGUCAUCCUCAGGCUCCUGCACUUGGCUGACCACACACCUCCUCAUAAAGUCCACCAAUGAGCUGCAAGUGACGCCAGGGUUCCAUGGGGGUUACUUGAGGGAUUGGUUGAUAGGAUUUGUAGUUAAAAGUUACCUAGAUGUAGUUCAUAGUUCACCCACCCAUUUACUGACCUCCUUCUUCAGUAUAUAUUGGCAACCUCACUGGAUGGGACCUAGCUAAGAAUUUAACUCUGUGUUUGACAUUUAAUGUAUAUCAAAACACUGGAGUUAAAUUCUUAGCUAGGACCCUGAGCACUCCUCUGUAGAUUGCCUUUAUAUUGCAUACUUAAAUAUUGUAGCUAUAUACUGUAUGUACAGAAAUAGCUUUGACAAUUCUAAUACGUGUAAAGAGUCCAAAUGUGUAUGUUAAUAAAGCUUGUGCGAGUAUG
Messenger RNA from Oncorhynchus kisutch (coho salmon), 1451 nucleotides. Its product is annotated as isotocin-neurophysin IT 2. Gene Ontology annotation, molecular function: neurohypophyseal hormone activity. The record is from RefSeq and is a predicted model, not a curated record. The coding region runs from base 613 to 1083 and encodes 156 amino acids. The transcript is spliced from 4 exons. NCBI's taxonomy places the organism in Eukaryota, Metazoa, Chordata, Actinopteri, Salmoniformes, Salmonidae. Gene Ontology annotation, cellular component: extracellular region; secretory granule.